Molecule: messenger RNA, 899 nt
Organism: Grus americana (Whooping crane)
Lineage: Eukaryota; Metazoa; Chordata; Aves; Gruiformes; Gruidae
Gene: EEF1AKMT3
Product: EEF1A lysine methyltransferase 3
Exons: 3
Coding region: 24-899 (291 amino acids)
Biological process (GO): peptidyl-lysine methylation
Cellular component (GO): cytosol; cytoplasm
Molecular function (GO): protein-lysine N-methyltransferase activity
Source: RefSeq, a predicted model, not a curated record
UUGGGCCCCGCCCCUCCGCCAAAAUGGCUGCGCCCAGCUGCCACGUGGGGCCCGGGACCCGGCGGGAAGCGGCGGCGGCGGCGACGACCGGGGGGGAGGAGGAAGAGGAAGAGGAAACGGAAACGGAAGGGGAGGAGCCCGGGGUCGGGGCGCUGCGGUCCGUUUUCCCCCGCGACCCCGCGCUCUUCGCCGACGUUUUCCCGGUAGAGCGCCGGUACCGGCUCUGCGGGCACGUCCUCCGCAUCGCGCAGCACCACGGGCCGCGGCUGGGGCUGGCGGCCUCCGUCUGGGAGGCGGCCCUGUCCCUGUGCCGGUACUUGGAGGAGCAGCGCUUCGAUUUCCGGGGCCGGACGGUGAUUGAGCUGGGCGCCGGCACCGGCAUCGUCGGCAUCCUCGCUGCCUUGCUGGGAGGGGACGUCACCAUCACGGACCAACCGGCGGCGUUAGAACAAAUCCGAGAAAACGUCCGGCUGAAUUUCCCGCCGUCGGCGACGGUUCGGCCCCAGGUGCGAUCCCUCGUGUGGGGCCGGGACGAGGGCUCCUUCCCUCGGGAAUACGAGGUGAUUUUGGGGUCGGACAUCGUGUACCACCCCCCCUCCUUCCCCCCCCUCCUGGGGACCCUGCGGCACCUCUGCGGCCCCCGCUCCCUCGCCCUCCUCUGCGCCAAGAUGCGGGGGGGGGACGGCGGCUCCCGUCAUUUCUUCCGACGGAUGUUACCUCCGUAUUUUCGGGUCCAGCUGUUGCGGCGGGAGCCGGAGGAGGAGAUCGAGAUCUAUAGGGUGACCUGCAGGGGUGGGGGUGACCCUCUAGAAGAGGGGGGGGUGGGGGGGGCGCAUCCCGUCUCGGUGUCACUCGGGGAGGGGCUGUCCCCAGGCUGGGGGUGCCCUGAGGGGGAUUAA